Microthlaspi erraticum is the source of this 438-nucleotide messenger RNA. The record is from the annotation of a GenBank genome assembly. NCBI's taxonomy places the organism in Eukaryota, Viridiplantae, Streptophyta, Magnoliopsida, Brassicales, Brassicaceae.
AUGGCUAUGUGUAGGUCUAGCGCUAGAGACACUUCGCAAGUGGCUGAUCUUGUCUCAUACUAUGGCCGAGUUAUUGACAUUAUACUACUGGACUAUAAUGUUUUCUAUGUUCCUCUAUUCCGGUGUCAGUGGGCAGUAAGAGGUAAUGGGGUUAAGAUAGAAGACGGCUUCACACUUGUCAACCUGAAUCAGAGCCAAGUGACAUUCUUGAAUGAUCCUUACAUAUUAACUUCCCAAGCCAAGCAAGUUUUUUAUUCUAGAGAGGAUGAUUCUUCAAGUUGGUAUGUUGCUUUGAGAGGUCCUUCGAGAAGAUAUAGUGACAAGGAUGUUGAAGAAUCUAUGGCAGAUAUUGGGCCAUUGCCGUCCACUCUAGAUAUGGAUACUGACAUUGAUGAAUCUCCAAACGCCCGUGCGGAUUGUGAAGGCAUAUAUGUGUGA